GUCGUGGAUGCCAUGCCGUCGCCGUCUGCUACCAACAAUGGGGAAAUUAGCUCUUCUUUAAAUUUCUUAAUUUGAAGUAAUAUUCUUUGUCACUUAUAUUCAUAAUGUCUGCUGAGCAACAACUCCUUAUCCUUCGUGGAUCAAGAGGCAUUUCUUUUGUAACUGGUCCUCCGUCAAGUGAAAAAUAUGACAAGUUUGAAGGAGAUGAAAAUCCUUCUUGUCGAGACAUGACAUUCACAAAAAAUGGGAAUUUGCUUUCUUGGUGUUCAAAUCAAAGGACUUCUGUUGUUGAAACCAAAAGUUUUAAAUCUGUUUUUGAAGCAAGUAGCCCUCAUAUUUCUUUAAUUGACAUUUCCCCAAAAGGAACAUAUUUAUCAACUUGGGAACCUUACUCUGCGAAACAAAAUCAACAAGAGAGUUGUAAUCUUCAUAUAUGGCACAUAGACACUGGAAAAUGUGUAAAAUCAUUCAUACAGAAAAGGCAAUCAUUUUGGAAACCUCAGUGGUCUGACGAUGAAUUCCUCUGUGCACGAAACGUAAAUAAUGAGAUUCAUUUUUUUGAAAAUUCCAACUUUGAAACCAUUGCAAAAAAAGUCUUUUUGCAAAAAGUUGCUUUCUUCAGUUUAGCUCCGGGUGAAUCUCCAUAUCAUGUUGCUUGUUUUGUGCCCGGAAUAAAGGGUCAACCUUCAUUUGUGAGAUUGUUCCAGUAUCCAAAUUUUGAAGGCCAAAAUUCAGUUAUUGCUCAAAAAAGUUUUUUCAAAGCAGAAAGAACAGACUUUUACUGGAAUAAAACAGGAAAGGAUUGUGUAUUCCUAGCUUCCAUUGAUGUUGAUAAAACAGGUGCGUCAUAUUAUGGAGAGGUUAACCUCUAUUAUGCUUCUGUUAGAGGCGAAACUGCCAGAGUUGCAACUGGAAAAGAAGGUCCUGUAUAUUCCAUCCAGUGGAGUCCAUAUGAAACUGAAUUUUGUGUGGUGUAUGGGUUAAUGCCAGCAAAAGCCACAAUUUAUAACCUGAAAUGUGAGCCAGUGUUUGAUUUUGGAUGUGGUUCAAGAAAUGAAGUUGCAUACUCUCCAGUUGGUGAUAGAUUAUCGCUCUCUGGCUUCGGAAAUCUUCAAGGAGAUAUUGAAGUCUGGGAUUUGAAGCAGAAGAAAUUGGUUUCUAAAUUUAAAGCCCGAGACACAACCUUGAUGGCUUGGAGCUAUGAUGGGGAAUAUAUACUAACAGCAACAACAUCUCCAAGAUUACGAAUUGGCAACGGCUAUAGAAUAUGGCAUUACACAGGAAGCUUAUUAGUUGAAAAACUCUUUAUGCCAAAUGAGGAGCUUUUUGACAUCAGGUGGAAACCUGUUCCUGAAGGUUAUUAUAAAGCAAAGCCUACAACAUACACCCCUGUACGAGGAAUACAAUCAAUAUGCCCUGCAACGUCCAAAGAGGUGUACAGACCUCCUUGUGCUCUGGGAAAGCCUUCAACUUUCAAACUUCACGAGGAUGAAUCACCUGCUUCUAAAACUGAUUCAAGUAAUGCUGCAAUCUCAAAGAAUAAAAAGAAAAAUUUGGCUCGUAAAGCAAAAAAGAAUGAAAAUAAUGCUGAAAUGCCAAAAGCUGUUGAAGAUCUCAAACCGCCUGUUUCUGAAGCUCCAGCCAAAAAUGACGUGUCUUCGAAAACAGAAUUAACAGGCGACCCAGAAAAGGAUAAAAAAAUUCGAUCUCUCUUAAAAAAACUGGAUCAGAUUGAGAAACUAAAGAAAGAUCAAGCAGCUGGGAAAAAACUAGAGCUUAAUCAGCUGGAAAAAAUUAAAAAAGCAGUUGAGUUAGAAGAAGAAUUAAGUGCACUUCAGCUAAACUGAUUUCAACUUAUUUUUACAAGCUCUGAUAAAGUCCUUUUGUAAAUAAAGUCUCGAAGAUUUU
This is a messenger RNA of Uloborus diversus, 1908 nucleotides long. Its product is annotated as eukaryotic translation initiation factor 2A-like. Gene Ontology annotation, molecular function: protein binding; ribosome binding; tRNA binding. Gene Ontology annotation, biological process: translational initiation. The transcript has 18 exons. Gene Ontology annotation, cellular component: cytosolic small ribosomal subunit. Lineage: Eukaryota; Metazoa; Arthropoda; Arachnida; Araneae; Uloboridae. The coding region runs from base 105 to 1847 and encodes 580 amino acids. The record is from RefSeq and is a predicted model, not a curated record.